AUGAGCAAAGUUUACACUUACAAGCAAGUUUCUGAACACAACAAAGAAGGUGACUGUUGGAUCAUCAUUGAUGGUUCUGUCUAUGACGUCUCUAAGUUUCUAGAUGAACACCCAGGUGGUGAUGAAAUUAUCUUUGAACACCGUGGUACCGACGCUACCGGUGACUUCGUUGACAUUGGUCACUCUGAUGAUGCUUUGAAGAUUCUAAAGACUUUGAAGAUUGGUGAAGUUGAUCCAAACAGUGAGCGUGUUGUCAUUGACAACAGAGAAUCUGAUAUGGUACAAAAGUCCACCGAAGGUGGUGGUAAGUUGGUUAUUGUUCUAGGUCUACUAGCACUAGCUGUUGCUUACUACACUCUAAACUAG
This is a messenger RNA of Nakaseomyces glabratus, 366 nucleotides long. It is a transcript of the gene CYB5, whose product is annotated as Cyb5p. Gene Ontology annotation, cellular component: endoplasmic reticulum membrane; intracellular membrane-bounded organelle. NCBI's taxonomy places the organism in Eukaryota, Fungi, Ascomycota, Saccharomycetes, Saccharomycetales, Saccharomycetaceae. The record is from RefSeq and is a predicted model, not a curated record. Gene Ontology annotation, molecular function: heme binding.